AUGUCUUAUGGAAAGGAGUUACCAAUUGUAACGACUGAUUUUUUUCAAAUCACGUCGCGAUCACUAUCUGUAACGGUAGUGUUCAAAUCCCGUCAGUGUACCUGGAAACAACAACUUUCUUUGAUUCUUUCCAUUUCUUUCUUUCUUUCUUUUUUCCCUUUCUUUCUUUCUUUCCCUUUCUUUCUUUCUUUCUUUCUUUCUUUCUUUCUUUCUUUCUUUGCUCUUCUUUCCUUUUCUUUUUUCCUUCCUUUUUUUCUUUCAUUUCUGUUGCUUUCAUCCUGUUCCCUCUCAUACUUAUUCCGCGGUUGCGCAGAGGAGUUUGAUGGGGUCAGGUCAUUUCCUUCUUUUUCUAAGUCCCCGCCAUUUCUGCUUUUAAUUAUCCGGCUCUUUCUCUCUCUUUUCUUUCUCAUUUCUUUCUCUUUUCUCUCUCUUUUCCAUUUCACUCUCUAUUCCCUCUCUUUCCCAUUUCACUCUCUAUUCUCUCUCUUUUCCAUUUCACUCUCUAUUCUCUCUCUUUUCCAUUUCACUCUCUAUUCUCUCUCUUUCCCAUUUCACUCUCUUCCUCUUUUCUCUCUUUUCUCAUUUCUUUCCCUCUUUCUUUCUCAUCUCUCACUCACUCACAAAGACUCAUUUAUUCUCUAUCUACACAUAUCUCUCCAAAGAAAAAAGUGGAAGAUGACACUCCUUUCUUUUUUUCUCUUUCUGCUGGUUGGCGUUGUAGUCUAUUGCAAGAACUGGGACCAUUAUCUAGUCCGGCGCAACUGCCAUAUUGAGCCAGGAAUGUACAGGGUCUACUUGGAAAGGCUGCGUUGGUCCUAUGUUCUCUUGUGCCUCGUCCUCUUAAUUAUCCUCAUCAUAGUUGUUUUCUCUGUCGCUAUCGAACAAACAAUCAUGCAACAACCGCAGACCGCACGCAUAGUUGCAGGCCCCAUGUUCCGAUACAACUGUAGCAAUGUGUUCUUAGUGUCCCGGUCAGAAUGGUUGGCAGCUGCACCCAAAGAAACAGUGACCAUGCGCACACCGGUUCAACUUGUGUUCAUUCACCACACGGCUUUAUCGCACUGUUUUCAUUUUCAAAAUUGCAGCAAAGAAGUUAAGCAGAUACAAGAUCUACACAUGAUUAAAAAAGGUGAGUUCAGAUUUGAAGGUAUCUUGUUUUUAUACUAA
Messenger RNA from Acanthosepion pharaonis, 1167 nucleotides. The record is from the annotation of a GenBank genome assembly. NCBI's taxonomy places the organism in Eukaryota, Metazoa, Mollusca, Cephalopoda, Sepiida, Sepiidae.